Molecule: messenger RNA, 978 nt
Organism: Aureococcus anophagefferens
Lineage: Eukaryota; Pelagophyceae; Pelagomonadales; Pelagomonadaceae
Exons: 1
Coding region: 1-978 (325 amino acids)
Source: RefSeq, a predicted model, not a curated record
AUGCGCGCGAUGCGCGCCGCGUGGCUGCUAUUGCUCGCAACCACCCGCGCCGCCGUGGUCCAGGAGCUCAAGUUCGUCGCCGACGCGAAGCAGCUGGAGGCCGCCGCGGGCGGCGUCGUCGUCGUGGGCCUCUUCGGCGCCGGCGACGGUGCGGAGAAGCGGGGCUUCAUGCACGCGGCGAAGAGCGCCGAGUUCCAGGACGAGGGCUGGGCCGUCGCCUGGUCCGGCGAACCCAAGAUCGUCGACUACUUCGGGUUUUCGACGCCGUCCAUGGUCGUCUACCGCGUCUUCGACGUCGACGGCACGCGGUGCGCGCCGACGCCCGAGCCCUACAACGCGACGAUGGGCGGCGGCUGGACCUACCGCGGCCUCAAGUCCUUCAUCUUCGCCGUGUCCUUCCCGCCCGUGUCGCUCUUCCCCGUGCCGCCGCCGCCCAAGGCGCUCGCGGAGCCCCUCGACGACGCCAAAGUCGACGAGGACGCCUACGACGACCUCGAGGAGCGGCGCGUCGCGGAGCUCGAGGCGUUCCUGGUGCUGCGCAGGGCGGAGAACCAGCGCCUCACGGCGGCGCUGAAGCAGACCACGGUGCCGAAGCUCGUGGUCUACGUGCACGACGAGCGCUACUUCGACGUCCACGAGGACGAGCGCGCGGCGCUCCUCUCGUUCGCCAAGCACUCCCUGGGCCGCGUCGUCGUCGUGAAGAUGACGCUCGACGACAACCCGCUGGCCGAGCCCAUCGCGGCCAUGGGCGGCUUCACCAUGGACGAGAUCCGCGAGGGCGCGGGCGGCCUCCGGCCGACGGGCAUCUUCCUGGGCUCCGAGGGCACGAUGCCCUUCGACGGCCUCUACGUCGAGGAGGCGCUCCACUGGGCGCUCAACGACUUCUUCGAGCAGGGCGCGGGCGGGUCCGACGCCAAGUGGGAGCCCAAGCCCAAGAAGAAGAAGCGCAAGAAGAAGCGCGCCGCGGAGCUGCGGUGA